AAAGAAACAUAAAAUGUCGGAAUAUCUCUCGGAAGAACUAGCCAUUGAGAUUCUCGCGAGACUAACCAUAAAGGAUCUUGCUCGAUUCAGAUGCGUCUGCAAGACAUGGAGAGAUGUUAUCAACAGCCGUGGCUUCGCUGAAAGGUACCGUGACAUUUCUCCAGUGAAGUUUGUGUCGUUUUACGACAAUGGUUUCUACUUGCUUGACGUGGAAGACAAGCAUCCGGUUAUAGAAACAACUCGUAAGCUUGAUUUCCCUUUGGAACAUCAGUCCAUGAUUGAUGAAUCUACAUGUGUGCUUCAUUGUGAUGGGACGUUAUGUGUGACCUUAAAGAAUCACACUUUAUUGGUUUGGAAUCCAUCUUCCAACCGGUUCAAGAUCGUACCGAAUCCCGGUAUAUACCGAGAUUCGAACAUUCUUGGUUUCGGUUAUGAUCCGGUUUCCAACGAUUACAGAAUCGUAACGUUUAUCGACCAGUCUGAUUCUUCCACGGCGCAGGUUUUCGAAUUCAGAACCGGUUCUUGGAGAGAUAGUGUACGGAUUCCUUGUCCUGAUUGGUAUUACAGAGAGAGGAUAG
This is a messenger RNA of Eruca vesicaria subsp. sativa (arugula), 578 nucleotides long. The record is from the annotation of a GenBank genome assembly. NCBI's taxonomy places the organism in Eukaryota, Viridiplantae, Streptophyta, Magnoliopsida, Brassicales, Brassicaceae.